GGUAUCUGAUUGACAACCACAGGCUCCUAUCAUAAGGCAGCAGGGCGCGGAAUCCGAACGGUUGUGAAAAACGAGCCAAUGAUAGAAAGGCGUGGGGUUUCGUGACAGCCAAUUAAAUGUUAAGGGUGGGGCUUACACUCCGCGUAAACAUGUGAGCUGCUAUUAGGAGCGUGUGAAAGGAACGAGAGUUUUAAUUUUAGGUUGUAGUUGUGUCUAUAUAAUAUUAUAAUAUUAUAAUAUUAUAACUCGUGCUUCUGUAUACAUAUUGUUUGUCGUCUAACCGCGCUUAUCAUAAUUCAACAUGCUGAAACACAAUAUUAUUACAAAAUAACAGAGAACACUGGAGUUUAGAUGUACUGAAAUGUGAUCUUACUAACGAGCCACUGUGAAUGGUGAUAUAUAUGUGCUCUGAAUGGGAUUUAACUGUAUUUGAAACGUAACACACACCUGCUUUAUUGGUGGAAAUGGCUAAAAUGUUCAGAAUGCUUUCUGGAGCGCUUGUCAGACGCUGUUCGGGUGUCGCAGCGGGGUUAAGGUUCGCUCUGAGGCCCCUGUGCAGUGCUCCUGGCCCAGGAUACUGCCCCACCAUCUUCGCGCUGUCCUCGGGCCACGGGAAGUGUGGGGUGGCAGUGAUCAGAGUCAGUGGCCCAGCCUCGGCCAGUGCUCUCCGCAGCCUCGCUGGGAUGAAGCAGGCACUCCCAGCCCCCAGAACCGCUGUGCUGCACAGCCUCCUGGACCCCGGCACAGGGGAGCCACUCGACCGGGGGCUGGUGCUCUGGUUCCCAGGUCCGCACAGCUUCACAGGUGAAGACUGCGCUGAGUUCCAUGUGCACGGGGGUCCAGCAGUGAUAAGCGGAGUUUUACAAGCCCUGGGAAGCCUGCCCGGCCUGCGCCCCGCUGAAGCUGGGGAGUUUACUAGACGUGCCUUCCAGGCGGGGAAGCUGGACCUGACUGAGGUGGAGGGGCUGGGGGACCUGAUCCACGCUGAGACGGAGGCUCAGAGGAGGCAGGCCCUGCGGCAGAUGGCUGGAGACCUGGGGCGACUGUACCAGGGCUGGAGCCAGGCCCUCACGCGGAAUCUGGCUCACAUGGAAGCGUUCAUUGAUUUCAGUGAAGAUGAGAAUAUUGAAGAGGGCGUUUUAAAACAAGUGGACGUCUCAGUCGAGCAGCUGCGGGAGGAGCUGGAGGCUCACCUGAGGGACGGGCGGCGUGGUGAGCGGUUACGCAGCGGAGUUCAGGUGGUCAUCGCCGGGGAGACCAACGCGGGGAAGAGUAGCCUCCUCAACACCAUCUGCCAGCGGCCGGCGGCUAUCGUGUCUCCGGUUGCCGGGACGACGCGGGACGUUGUGGAGACGCCGCUGGACAUUGGGGGCUUCCCUGUGCUGCUGAGCGACACGGCCGGACUGAGGGACACUGGGGACAGUGUGGAGAGAGAGGGGGUGAGGCGGGCCAGAGAGAGGGUGGAGCAGGCGGACCUGACUGUGGCCAUGCUGGAUGUGGCAGAGGUCCCCGAGGACCUCACGAGGGUGCCCCAUUUCCUGCCUGAAUACCUGAGGAAGGUCCUAGGUGUCAGCCCGAGACCCUGCCUACUGGUCCUCAACAAAACUGACCUGCUGACCGGAGAACAGCUGGACAGCCUCAGAGGGGUCCUCGCCCGGGCUGCAGGGCUGCCCCCCGUCUGCCUGCUGUCCUGCACAACGGGAGACGGACUGGAACACUUCCUUGGGGUCCUUCAAAAGCAAGUAGAGAGCAUGUGUGGAAACCCCCUGGUGGGCGCCCCAAGCCUGACCCAGGCCCGCCACCGCGCUCACCUGCUCAGGUGCGUGGAGGCGCUGGCACAGUACCGGCACUACCGGGAACUGGACCUGGCCCUGGCUGCAGAGGGGCUCCGCCUUGGCCUCACCAGCCUGGGCAGAAUCACCGGCAGGGUGGGUGCAGAGCAGAUCCUGGAUCUCAUAUUCAAAGACUUCUGCAUUGGCAAAUAGGAAAAGCCACUGGCCUGGAGCACAUGACCACGGCACGCUUGCACAAGCUGGAAGUGCAUGCAGGAUGCCAAGCCAGGCGCAGCUUAAAGCUGAGGGUUGCUUAUUGUUGAGAGCCCUCAAAGCUGCUGCUCAAAGAUUAUUAUUCUACUUCAUUGUCAGCCUUCACCAGUUAUUGUUGACAGUGUCCAAUAGUCACAGCUUUGACCGGUUUUUCAAUAAAAAACAGAAAUUGCUUCAAUUCUGUUUCGCGUUUUGCUCCCACUGGAUUUUCUCUCUAGUCUUUGCUGUUAAAGCAAAGUACUGAACGACACAUUUGAGAUCAGGGAUGGAAAUAAGAUUGCUAUCGCACAGCAUUUGCACCUGUGACAGGUUUUACUACAAUCUUGAUUAGCCACAGCAUGUAUAGGUAAUAACAAGGUGUGCCUUAUUAAACUCUAUAGUAAAACCAGAAACAGAUCAAACUGCUGUGCAACGGGAGUCUUCAUUUCUAUCCCUGAAGAUGCUGGGAACCUGCCACGUAAAGCCUAACUCUCCUCCUGGGCCGCGGCUAUCUCGAGGGCAGGAUGCCUGGGUGAGGUCAGCUCUGUCCGCCAGCAAAGAAUGACUGACUGACUGUCUGGGCUGGAUAGAAUAACACAGAGUGUUAAACAAAGGAUUUCCUGAGGAUGCACAGAGCAGUGCUGGAGAAAGAGCUCUGUCACCUGGCUCUCUCGCAGUCACCAGCCAGCACCAGCUUCUCUCACAUACGUGUUGUGAAUCAUUCGCACAGCAUCUUCCUGGCUUUCCCCUUGUCAGACGCAGUCGCAGAAUAGGAAGCUUAAGACUGGAAAUCAAAGUAAAAAUCCUGAAUGGCAUUGUACUUUACAGAGCGUCGAAGUUUAACUGAAAAGGGCCUGUUUUUAUAGAGUUUUUUUUUCAAAAAGUGAACUCAUAUGUAGUAUCUUGAUAUAUGGUAAACGGUGGUAUGUCAACCUUGUAAAUCAAUAUUCAUAGAAAGAUGGCUGUAAAUACUGCAGAAAGGCUUGUCUGAAAAAUACAAAUAUCCAUCUAUGUUCUGCAAGUUAUGACAUUAUGGAGGUCAGCAGGGAUAUAUGCUUAAUGAAGCAUGAAAUAUUACAACGCUGUUCUAUAGACACUUGCGCUUAAACCAGAUCUGUUUGAGUGGUGUAAUAUACAUUGGCUCCCACAUAAUGUUGACAGUUCUAUUCUUGCCUGGAUGUAUAGACGCCGUGUCCGUGACUCAAGUGUUGGGAUUUCCGUGUACUAGCAUCUAUGGGAAGUAUUGUUUUCUCUUAUAAACAGUGCAGUUUGUAUACCUCCCACCCAUCCGUCUGGCUUGGAUGCCUGACAAGCUGGCUUCUUUAAAUAAAUAUUAUGUUCUUUGAG
Messenger RNA from Acipenser ruthenus (sterlet), 3371 nucleotides. Its product is annotated as tRNA modification GTPase GTPBP3, mitochondrial. Gene Ontology annotation, cellular component: cytoplasm; mitochondrion. The transcript is spliced from 9 exons. The coding region runs from base 465 to 1985 and encodes 506 amino acids. NCBI's taxonomy places the organism in Eukaryota, Metazoa, Chordata, Actinopteri, Acipenseriformes, Acipenseridae. Gene Ontology annotation, molecular function: GTPase activity; GTP binding; protein binding. Gene Ontology annotation, biological process: tRNA wobble uridine modification; tRNA methylation. The record is from RefSeq and is a predicted model, not a curated record.